CCCGGGUGUCGUGAGGCGGGCGCCCCGUGAGAGCGCCGAGGGCCGGGUGGACGCUGGUGUCAUCUGUCUGAAUAGCGGCUUCCCUGCGAACGGCGCGGCCAUGGCUGGAACGCUGAUGCGCAAAGCGGUGGACUAUGUCCGGAGCAAGGACUUCCGGGACUAUCUCAUGAGCACACACUUCUGGGGCCCUGUUGCCAACUGGGGUCUCCCCAUUGCUGCUAUCAAUGACAUGAAGAAAUCUCCAGAGAUUAUCAGUGGGCGGAUGACUUUCGCCCUCUGUUGCUAUUCUUUGACAUUCAUGAGAUUUGCCUACAAAGUACAGCCUCGAAACUGGCUCCUGUUUGCAUGCCAUGUAACAAAUGAAGUAGCUCAGCUCAUUCAGGGAGGACGGCUUAUCAACUAUGAGUUGAAUAAGCGGGCAUAGCAGUGCAAGGACCAGCUCUUGAAAGGGACAGUGCCUCAGCCACUGCUGCCAAGCCACAGAUCACAUCAGCAUAAAUGCUGAGGGGAAAACACGGAAUGCUAUGUUUAAUAACCAUGCCAACAUUAUAGAAUAGCCGAGAGUCCCUAAACCAACUCUCUGCUGCCUUAUCAACUAAAAUUUAUUUGUCUUCAUCAAGAGUAGUUCAAAAUAUGCAACUUAUUUUGAAUGAUGGUUUUAUGUAUAGCAAUCUGUAGCAAUGUGUAUAUUAUCUAUUGGGAUUUGUGUAAUAAAAAUCUAAGGGAACAAAUUUUAUAACUACAAGCACUUAAGUACUCAAAAUUCUUGACUUUUUCUUUAAUGACUAAAGUGUAUCCCUCAGUUGGUCACAUGCCUAUACAUAAAUUUCCAAUGGUAACAAGUACCAGUGUUUUCCAUAGUGUGUAAUUCAGAUCUGUAACUUAAUGGCAAUAAAUGAUUUAAAUAUUUGCUA
Messenger RNA from Psammomys obesus (fat sand rat), 914 nucleotides. RefSeq names its product mitochondrial pyruvate carrier 1 (gene Mpc1). Gene Ontology annotation, biological process: pyruvate import into mitochondria. The transcript is spliced from 5 exons. Bases 101 to 424 code for a protein of 107 amino acids. Gene Ontology annotation, cellular component: mitochondrial inner membrane. NCBI's taxonomy places the organism in Eukaryota, Metazoa, Chordata, Mammalia, Rodentia, Muridae. The record is from RefSeq and is a predicted model, not a curated record.